AUGAUUCCCAAACAAGUCUUUCUAUCCUUCACAAGAGAAAUCUUAACACCAAGGACAAUUGAGAAGAAUCUUAAGGAGAAUGGUUAUAGAAAAGGUCAAGAUUGCUUUAAGUUUUCUAGUGAGAAGAUACAUGAUGAUCUGAAUACAUUAGUUCAACCUAUCUCAGUAGAAAGUAUAAUUCUUGGAAAUUGGAAAGUUUCUGAAAAUGAUCAAGUGAUGAGUUUUGAUCAGAAGAUUCCAAAUGGUUUAGAAAAUGAUCUCACCAUGAUUGAUCAUCAUCCAUUUACAAAUCAUUACAAAGGAUAUCAUCUUGAUGAUAUCAAUUCAGUCAUGAGUUCUUGGGAUGAGUUUGAAAACCCAAAAGAGACUACUCCAAUGGAUUCUCCAAGAAUCAAACCCUCUGAAGGUACCUUGUCCAAAAAUAAGGCCCUUAAGGCACCUUGCUCAAUGGACUCCAGACAAUCAGAUACACAAGAUCAUUUGGCAAAAGACAAAACUAAGAGAAGAGAUCUUCACAUUGGAAAAUAUGUUGGGUUGCAACCUACCUUAUCAAGCAAGAAGAUCCGCAAGUCAAAAGCAAUGAAAGAUCUAUUGAAAUCAACCAAAAGUGUCUCCUCAUCUGAAUCUAAUGAUGUCAUUUCAAUUGAAACAAUUGAGAAAAACUGGUUGAAAAAGAAAACUAGGAAAAUGCCUGAUCUGGACAAUGUUUUGAAGUCAACAUCUGUUGUUGAUUACAGUAAUGGAGAUCUCAGUUCAGUUGAUAAUCCACUGAAAGGUGAAAUUCCAUAUUGCAAUAACAAAAAAUGUGUCUCACAAGAUAAUAAUGUGAAGGCCAAAUUUCCAUAUCCUGCCAGUGAAAGGGAUCAAAGAGCAAAUCACAUUCAGAAGCAUGCAAAGCCCACAAAAAAGGAAUCCAAAUCAGAUGAAAAAUUCAGAAAACAACUAGAGCAAAUCAUGCGCCCAGUUAGUGAACACUUUGAAAAUUUGGCUAACAUCCAGCUCACUGGAAUCAACAAAGAACUCAAAUACCCAAAUGCCUCUAAAAAGACUACCAAACCUUUGGGACAGUCCCCAGAUCAUAGCAUAGGGAAGGAUGCAACUGAGUCUAGAGAACAAGUAAUGGAUAAAGGGCUGGAGAAUUUAGCUUCUCAGGCGAUCAAAUCAAACAAAAAGGCUAGUGAAUAUGAUUCUGAAUCAGUUGAAGAAAGAAAAAUAAGAGAAUUGGAAUCUAUGAAUACAAAUAAUGACUCAAAUGAACCCUUCCAAAAUGCAAAAAGAAAACACGCUAGUGUCAGUGAGGCUCAAGGUAUCCAACAGUCAACAGCUCUGCAUGAGUGGAAUGAAUACAAGAGGAAAUCAGAUCGUUCGACACCUGCUAAGCUUCUCAGAACCAAGAAUUUGGAAGAUAUAUCAGGCAGCAAAACCAAUCGACAUGAGAUAGGAUCGCAGUCAGAACAUGUACUGACAAUAAUCGCUUUGGAACUCAAAAAUAUCCUAGACAUCCAGCUAUCAGGAAGCAGUACUGUCAAUGGAAAAAGGACUGAAGACAUUCAUGGAUAUGAGCAGAGCAUUCAAAUCGACACUACCAACGAUUGGAGGUCUAAAACCAAAAGGAAACAAAAGAAAAUGUUUCCAGCAGAUGAUCACACAGACAGCCAACAAAUCCCUGAAAACAUUUUGAGUGAAAAGGUUAUUCCUAAACAAAAUGAAAGAAAAACACAACUUUCUUCUCAAGAGAUGACAAAUCCAUCAACUCGAAAACCUAAACAAGUUAAUCCUCCAUCCAAUAACAGCUCUCUUCUUAUAAAGAUUAGAAAUCACUUAAGACAACAGGGAGAAGUUCAUAGAUCAUUUAGAAGGAGUCAUGAAGAAUCUUAUCGUAAAACACGUGAUUUGGUAUUCACUUAUGCGCAUCAAGGAAAACAAAUCAUUGAGAAAAACAAAGAACUCUUUGAGGAUAUGUCUCGUGCUUAUGGUUCAGUUGAAAAAUCCAUGACCAAGAAUUUAAGUCGACACCUGGCUCAGUUGAAUAUGAAGACUUUCAAUAGUAUCGUGUCAUUCAAAGCAGAGCAUAUCAUCUUCCCAAUCUUUAUACGUCAGGUUUCAUGGAUUUGCAAAUUGACACAAGAUUUAAGCAUGAUAACUAAAGAUUAUAAACUUGGAGAAAAGUUCACAAAUACACCAACCGUAUAUGUAUCAGCAAGUGAAUUCUUUCGUAAAUGGUUAAAAAAUAAAGCACUUGAAUACCUUCAUUACGUAGAGGAAAAUAUAAACAAACCAAUUUGGAAAGAUAUGAAUGAACACAAAGAGUCACCAAGAGGAAAUUCGUCUGUUCAACUUAUCCAUCAUUUAGAAUUUGCUACCCUUACUCCAAAAUGGACUGUCAUCAGUUGGGAUAUCUUUUGGGAAUGGUUAAAAACUUAUGAUUCAACUUUACAUGAGCUCACACAAAUUCAAAAUCCUAAAACACAAAACCUUUUAAGACAAUUCAAAAUUCAUUAUGCUCGUGAAGUGAUGCAACAGAUGAUUGAAAAGGAUGGACAGUUUUUUGAAAUGGAGUUUUGUAUUGAGCACAAGAUUCCCAGAGGCAAAUUCAAACGCUUGAAAAGUGAGACACUGUAUUAG
Molecule: messenger RNA, 2625 nt
Organism: Melampsora larici-populina 98AG31
Lineage: Eukaryota; Fungi; Basidiomycota; Pucciniomycetes; Pucciniales; Melampsoraceae
Exons: 10
Coding region: 1-2625 (874 amino acids)
Source: RefSeq, a predicted model, not a curated record